AUGGAUAAUUUAAUUUCUAUGAUACCAGGGCCAUGUCAACGACUUCGUUUGCCCUCUUUGACGACCAUGCUUAAGUUUCCAACACGUAAUAAUUGUGCCAACAGCCAAGUGUGUAAGCAGAAGCGUCGUGUAGUCUUCAUGGGAAGUGCGAGAGUAGGAAAAACGUGUAUCAUUAAUCAAUUUUUAUAUGAUCAAUAUCAUCAACGCUAUAAAAAGACUGUGGAAGAAAUGCAUGUUGGUGAAUAUGAUACACCAGAUGGUUCUAUGUUAAUCCUAGAAAUUCUCGACACUUCCGGCUCAUAUACCUUUCCAGCAAUGCGUGCCUUGUCAAUUACAACAUCUGACGCAUUCAUUCUAGUUUAUGCUAUAGAUGAUUUGGAUUCAUGGUACGAGGUUGAGAGUUUAAGGAAACAGAUUAUUGAGCAACGUGGUCCGGGGAUUCCAAUUGUUGUUGUUGGAAAUAAAAUUGAUCUAUGUAUUACUAAACGUCAAGUGCAGUAUGAAGUUACUGAAAUGGUUGUUUGUGAGGAUUGGAAGUGCGCUUAUGUUGAAUGCUCUGCAAAGCAAAAUGUUGGCAUCAUGAGUAUAUUCAAACAAUUGUUAGAACAAUCUGACAUACGUUACAAUCUUAGUCCAGCAGUGCGACGCAGACGUCAAUCAUUACCAGCAUUCGUUUCAGCAAAAGGCAGUAAGAGUCCGUCACACAGAACAUAUAGAAUGCAACGACAUUCAUGCACGAUGACCUAA
Messenger RNA from Teleopsis dalmanni, 747 nucleotides. RefSeq names its product GTP-binding protein Rhes-like. NCBI's taxonomy places the organism in Eukaryota, Metazoa, Arthropoda, Insecta, Diptera, Diopsidae. The record is from RefSeq and is a predicted model, not a curated record. Gene Ontology annotation, molecular function: GTPase activity; GTP binding. Bases 1 to 747 code for a protein of 248 amino acids. The transcript has 2 exons.